GUAGAUUUCAGUGAAUUAAACAUGAUCGAAAUAAUAGGCGGUGGAGGGUUCGGUCAAGUUUGGAAGGCGAUGUGGAACGGCACACCAGUUGCCGUCAAAGUCCUGUCGGGGUCUGCUCAAUCCAAGAACGUCCCGAGAUCGGUUUUGGAAGAAUUUGCAGCCGAGAUUAAUCUUUUGCGUGGAAUGCGGCACCCCAACAUAUGCAUGUACAUGGGGGCGUCUGUCGUCCCUCCGAAUCGCGCCAUUAUAACUGAAUUGGCGGCAAAUGGCUCACUCUGGGAUGCAUUGCGUCUACCAUUGACGGCCCCUUACGUGGCCUGUGACGGCGAAGUAGCCGUAGGGACAGCUCGAGCAAUGGCCUAUUUACACGCCGGCGUUCCUCCCGUGCUUCAUCGUGACCUCAAGUCAGCCAAUAUUCUACUUGACAAAAGCUAUACGGCGAAAGUGUGCGAUUUUGGAUUGAGUCGCCUGAAAGCGCACGAACGGAGCAUGACAGGUAACUGUGGCACUGUACAAUGGAUGGCACCCGAGGUGUUGGCCAACAAAAGCUACAACGAAAAGGCGGACGUCUUCAGCUAUGGCAUCAUUUGUUGGGAACUAUUGACUCGCGAAUGUCCAUACGAAGGCAUGACAGCCAUUCAAUGUGCCUUGGCUGUCUUGAAUCGAGAUCGUCGUCCCGAAAUCCCAAAGUGGUGCCCUCAGCCAUUGCAUGCUUUAAUUCGUUCGUGCAUAAAGAAGAAUGCCACCGAGCGUCCUAAUUUCGCCCAAAUCAUACACGCACUGGAUUCCAUGCCAUAA
Messenger RNA from Phaeodactylum tricornutum CCAP 1055/1, 798 nucleotides. RefSeq lists its product with no specific name. Gene Ontology annotation, molecular function: protein kinase activity; ATP binding. NCBI's taxonomy places the organism in Eukaryota, Bacillariophyta, Bacillariophyceae, Surirellales, Neidiaceae. The annotation marks the transcript as partial. Gene Ontology annotation, biological process: protein phosphorylation. The transcript has 2 exons. The record is from RefSeq and is a predicted model, not a curated record.